Messenger RNA from Bombyx mori (domestic silkworm), 9611 nucleotides. RefSeq names its product Hermansky-Pudlak syndrome 5 (gene pink). The coding region runs from base 110 to 3136 and encodes 1008 amino acids. Gene Ontology annotation, biological process: developmental pigmentation. The record is from RefSeq and is a predicted model, not a curated record. Lineage: Eukaryota; Metazoa; Arthropoda; Insecta; Lepidoptera; Bombycidae. Gene Ontology annotation, molecular function: protein binding. The transcript is spliced from 5 exons. Gene Ontology annotation, cellular component: cytoplasm.
AUUUUGACAUCGUCAUUUUCACAUUGAGUGAAGGCACCGUAUGAGUUCUUGCCUUAAAUCUAAAUAAAUAAAAAAACAUUUUGUAAAUAAGAAAAAUGAUAGUAUAAAAAUGUCGAAUAUUAUGCCUCCUCCUUAUAUAUUGCAGGAACUUCCAAAUGUUACAGAAUGCAUUAAUUACCCAAUCAAAAAUGUACAACGUAUAAAGUACACGUGCUUUGAUGUUUCAAAAUCGCUGUUAGCAUUUGGAGCUACGAGUGGUGGUAUUUACAUAUUCAACAAGAAUCCGUGUGAAUUUGUGCAACUGAUUCCAAAUAAGGAUGGCGCUAUCACGCGUCUUUCAAUAUCGGCUGACGAGAAGCACGUUGGCUUCGCGAAUGGGCGCGGUGUUAUCACGGUGUCAGGGUGCGAACAGGGUCCCAACGCCCUGCAUUCGGUAGUCACGUCCAAGGAGCACCAGGGCAACGAGGUCACCGCGCUGGCCUGGAGCGGCAACAUGCUCUUUAGCGGCGAUGACGUAGGCAAGAUAGCGGUCCUGCAGCUGCAGAGUUUCAUCGCAAAAACAAUGUUCCAGAGUUCGUCGCAAACGAUCAUGAAUUUGGAUUCUCGUGUAUGUCAAAUUGACGUAAAAUCGUAUAUGCUAUUGGUAUCGACGUUGACCCGGUGUUAUCUAUGCGACACGACCGAAGAACAAUACAGGCAGAUAGGCCAGAAACUAAGGGACGGCGAAUUCGGUGCUUGUUUCGUUAACAAAGAGAACGCCGUCGAGAUUAACAUUAAGAACAAAGUUAAGGAUUAUUCGGAAGUCAGGAAAUACAGUAUUAUCAACGAGGACAGCAGCUUCGCCGUCGGUAGGGGAUUGGAUAACACAUUGGUCUUCGCCGCCAGACCCUCGUCUCGGCUGUGGGAAGCCGCCGUCGAUGGGACAGUCAAAAGGACGCACCAGUUCAAACAGAUUUUAGGAAGGAGUCCCAUGAAUAUUCUAACAGUAGACGCUUAUGAACACGAAAGACAUAGUUUCGAUGAAAUGGCCACUAUUAACGCUGACGGCCUAUCGGUCAAUUUUCCGAGGAUCUUCAAUCUCAAUGGCGUCAUAUUUUCGUACAAGAAAGACGCUCUUUUCUUUCUCAACUUGGAUAAUGUUGACCACACGAUUUGGUGCGCUCGUUACAAAAGCAUAGCCGACUGUAAGGUCUACGGUGAUGCGAUAUACGUUUGGCUAAAUAACGGAUCGUUAAUCAAUUUGAAGUUCAUGAAAAUAGACAAAUUCCUGAUCAAAUGUUACGUCGAUGACAAGCAUCGUUUGUGUGCGAAUUUGUGUGCUCAAUACAAAGAUUAUUUACUGGCCAACGAGAUGUCAACGAGGCUGCACAUCCUCGCCGGGCUGAAAGAGAAAAUUGACGAUAAAGAACUGCUGGAAACUAUCCAUACUCUGUUAGUGAAGUUCGAAAGAUUGAAAGAGAACGAAGCCAAGAAAGUGAAAUCUGGGAUAUACGUGGUUGACAAUACGUAUAACGCACAAACUUCAUUGAUGAGUGAAAUGGAUAAAACAAUCGACAAUAACGAAGAAUAUAGUUUCGGUAACAUACCACCGGAGGCCAUGCAGACGCUGAAAGACUUCAGUGUGUCGGUCACGGACAGAUUGAAUACGAGUAAAAAGAUUUUAAAAGAGAAAUGGGACGACUUCGAAGGGAAAAUGAAGCACCUCAGUGUCGAGAAACCGCAAGAGAAACUAAUUAUGCCCCCCGCCCAAACUCCCAAAAUAAUAUCAAGAGAUGAACCUUUAGCUCUUGAUCAAACGCCUGUAUUGGAACGCGAUAUAGUCUUCAAACAACCUAGUCAAAAAGCCAUAGAAAUAGAAAAUAAUAUUAGCUCAGACAAAGACGAUAUCUGUAAAUCUCUCUAUCAAUAUUUUAGGUUAAGCCUCGUCGGUAAGGAAGAUGAAAAAUCGAAUUUAAUUUCUAUUAUAGAAAGCUUCGCCUGUGAUAUUAGGUCAGUUUACGAAUUGAUGAGACUGUUGGAGGAUUAUUGCGCGUCCGUCGGCUCGCCGGAGGAAUCUAAAUACGUACCGAACAAUAUAUUCUUGAAGUAUUUAAGCGAGACGACGAAACGGGCCCAGUUCUUGGACUGCAUCAUAAGUGAUGAGGUUCUGUACAAAUACUUUGUCGACUCCUGCAUAUCGGUUAAUCUGAAGGGUCAGAAACAUACGGACUUUGGUUGCGAGUGCGGCUACCCGCUUCCUUACGCCAGGACCAAGCAAAACCCGAUCUUCUUCGAGCUGAUCGACGAAUUCAUCGAGAGACAGUGGUCUAGUCCGACGAAAGAGCAAUGCUACGACACGUGCAAACGGAUGCCGUAUUUAUGGAGGAAAAUUUUAUAUUUGAGACGAAACGAAGAUCUCGUGAAUAUCUUGAGGAUAUUAAUGCAGAUGCUGGAUGAGAGUUUGCUGCACAACUUCCUGCCGCAGUUCACUUUGGACAGCUGGAGUAGAGCGGUCCAGCUGUACGCCACGUUGCACGCGAACGUUUGUCUGAACUGCUCGAAGAAGUUCAGCAACGUUUCCGUCAAGGACACGCUGUGCUGGGACGAUCUGGGGGCGCUGAUGAUCAAAAGCGUCGGCGGAAGGAACUCGCUUAGGAUAAUGGAGGAGCAUUCACGUCUGAUAGAGCCGGGCGAGGUGACCGUCAAGUUCUAUCACACAUGCCUGAUGGUUACCAUGUUCGAGAAGUAUGAUUCGACGGUGACAGCGCAACUAGUCGACGCUCUAUACACCAGCUAUAGAUAUGAAGAUUCUAAACAUGAGAUAUGCAAUCUUCUUCGAAACACAACAGGAGGACAACUGAAGAACACUUCCUUGCCGAUAUCGGUGGCAGCGAAGUCCCGGCACUGGGGCCUGAAGCCGUUAGCUUCGAACGAUAAAAACGAUUUCACCGAUAUUUUAGAUAACAUAGCCGACAUUAACAACGGGGUAUCCGAUUGCGCUCUGUGCGGGCUGCCGUUACGAAAUGACGUUUUGAUCAAAGAUGGCGGACUCUGGGUUUUUAAAUGCGGCCACACUUUCCACGGUGCGUGUUUGGAUUUAAACAAACUGAAACUGUGCCCGCACGCUUGUGCGUGUAAAAGCGUCGAUGUUAAAUGAAAGAUUAAUUAAUAACAUUCAUAGUUUUUUUCGUGUAUCAGAUAAAAUAUCAUUGGCCUUUUGCUUGAAAAAUCUACGUGUAAGCUAGGUUUUUUUUUUGUAUAGUAGCAACACUGUGGCAUUAUCAUAUAUUUUUUUAGGAUGGUAACACUUUAUAAUAAUAUUUAUAAUGAAUCGAUUUAUUUCACACGAAUAAAUGCGAUUAAAACGUUUUUAUUAUUAUUAUUAAAGUAGGUAAUUACCUACGUAGUACGUUAAGUGCGAAUCAAUGUAGAACUUGCCUUAAAUCGAUAUUAUUUAAAUAUAAUAAUUUUAUUGUAAUACAGUAGUGUAUGAAACAGAAUUUUAUAGUGCUAUUUAUUUUGUGAAUAAUAAUAGUAAGUACCUAGAUACGGAUUAGAAUAUCGUAAUUUAAAUUUUCUAGAAAGGUUUUUCAUUUUAAUUUGGUACUUAAGCUGCGAUCAUAAAGCUUAUUUUUCUUAUUUUUAUUUAUUAGAUAUCGUAUGAUUAUAUUCUCCGAAGAGAAAUAACCUAAUGUUUUUCAUAGAUUUUUUUUAUGAGACUGUCGCAUGUUAUUAAACCCUUAUGCUUAGUUAAUAUAAUAUAUUAUGUACAUUGUACAUUUGGCUGGUAGAAAUUACAACUGUACUUCGUAACGGCACUAAUUUGAAACCGUAUAUCCGUCUUAUCAUUAGCAAUGUCAAUAGGGAACUUUCUCUACUUUAUAGUCCACGAAAUGAGAGAAGAAUAUGGAAAUUUGUAAAAAAAAAACAACAAUUUACUGCAAUAGACUAACAAAAGUUCAGUUUUUGCCAUUGCUCUUAUGAAUGAUAGUAAAAAUCAUUGCGUCGACGAACCUCGGCUUGCCCUCUGUGAGGUUAGGAAACUAAAAGGGUCCACACUAAAUGCUGUCGAGUUUGAGACAUGAGGUCACAGUCUCAAUUGUAUUAUGUAAGCCGAGCCGGAGUGCAAGCUCACUCGAUGCAUUAUUUAUACGGAAAUUUUAAGGUUACUUCCUUUUUUCUUUUUUACUGCAUAGAUGGGUGGACGAGCUCACAGCCCACCUGGUGUUAAGUGGUUACUGGAGCCCAUAGACAUCUACAGCGCAAAUGCCCAUAAAGCUCUUUGGUAACCGAAUUUUCUAAAGUAACACAAAUAUUUUUCUGUCAUCAUUAAGCACCUAUUUAAAAUGUUUUCGUAAUAAUUACGUUAAUAAUAUGUUACUGGUUUUUAAUACUAUGUCAUAUCAUAUCUAUAGAAAAAUACUGAUUUGCUAUAUGUAUCUCUGUCUAAUCUUAGUUUAGGGAAAAAUAUACGAGGAAACAAGUAUGCUUGUGUUACCAGAUAGAAAAAAAAUUGGUGAUUUAAUUGUCCAAUUAGGGUAACACUGAUUUUUUAAACUUUUCGAAUAUAAUUUUUGUAUAUAUCUAUCGUUGUAAUGAUGGUUCGAAAAAUAACUCAUGUAUAAAAAUAUAAACAAAUAAUUGUUUUUGUUAUGACUACAUACUAGCACACGAUUUUUCUUUAAAUUUUAUCAGUUUAUUAGUUAUGAAAAACAUAUCUUUUGUUUGUUUUUACUCUUAAUUAGGACGUAUAUUUCUGCCGCGAUGUCACACAUUAUGGUUUUUAAGGACAGCCGUCAUAAAAUACAUUUUUAUUAUUAUAUAUUUGUUAAUCAGCAGUAGGGAAACUCGAUAUUAUACCGAUUUGACCUAUAUAUGAAAGAUUGUGUUCGUGACUUGGCAGUUUUCUGAUCGUCGUAAUAUCGACGUACGUAUUUGAUUUAUUUCGUUUUUAAGACUAAACCAAAAAACUUAUAUAAAUGUACUCAUGUAAAAUAUUAUGUUAUUGCUCAUAAUUCGAGGGGUGAACGACUAAUAAAGGUUUAAGCGCGAUUUUUGCAAAAUUACAGGAGAGCCAAUUAAACUUUAAAAUUUGGAAAAAAUAUCAUAAGAAACAAAAGUUCUCUAGCUAUUUGAAUGGAGUAAACUUAAUUGUAGUUCAAUUAAAAACAUCGCACUGUCGAUGCUAAUCACUGCAUAGCAUAAAACAAAGUCGCUUUCUCUGUCCCUAAAUCUUUUUUUUUUUUUUUUUUUUUUUUUUUUUUUUUUUUUUUUUUUUUUUUUUUAUGAUUGAAGUGUUACUGGUGGCCCGGAGGCCUUUCCAGUUUCACCAGGACAGGUGGGCGAGCAAAGGCUCAGCCAGGAGUGGUGGGAUUUGCUAACAGCUGCCCGAGCGCCUCCGAAGGAGACCUAACAACUCAAGAGUAGCUGCUUCGCGAAUGAAUCUACUACCGGAUCGGAAUCGCGACCCGCUGAGAAGAUCCGGCGAGAAACUCAGCGAGCUGAUUCAUGGGUUAGGUUGCACGGCGAACUCUUUGUCGAGUUCGACGAGUACGGUUACCGAGGUCCCUAAGCCUGCUCCUAGAGCUGAAGGCGUCUAGUGCAAAGGUUAUUGGAUCUGAUGGAUCCGUAAGGACGUGUCUAGGGCGUCGACGGUGACUGGCUCCUGCAUGAUCAGGAUUCGGGGAGUAGUCAGCGGCGGCUACGAUAAGGCGAUUAUCAUGACGCAUAGCCUUAUCGAAGUACCGUUCCGACGCUGACUUCAUGUAUUUCUGUAUAGAUUCGAGGCCCAGGUCGUCGUGUAGGUCAACGUUCCUCACGAACCACGGAGCUCCGACGGCUAACCUGCAAAAGCGGGAUUGUAGAGAUUGAAGGGUGUCUAUGUGUGUGCGGGCCGCGUGAGCGAACACCACACUCGCGUAAGUCAUGACGGGCCUUAUGCAAGUUUUGUAAAGUGUCACCUUGUUCCGAAGGGACAUUUUACUCCGCUUACAGAUCAUGGGGUAGAGUCUACCGAGAAUAAACGCGGCACGGUCACGGACUGAUUUUAUAUGCGGGCGGAAUGUCAUCGAUGCAUCCAGGGUAACGCCCAGGUACUUGACCUUCCUGGCCCAGGGUAUGGAUUGACUAAAGAGAGUAAUCGGGGGUGUGAGAUUCCUCCUCCUAAUACGGGAGGAAAUCCGUGUGGAGCUUCCCCUCUGAAAUAGCACCGCAGUACUUUUCGCUGGGUUGAUGUCUAUGCGCCAUUUUCGGAACCACUGUCCUAGGGCUAGGGCUGCGCUCUGAAGCUUCUUCGCGAUUAGGGACUUGUUUCUACUGGAAUAGUAAACAGUCGUGUCGUCGGCGAAUAAAGCUAAAUGGGUCGGCGGCGACCGGGGAAUAUCGUUAACGAAUAAGCUAAAUAGGAGGGGUGAAAGGACAGAGCCUUGCGGGACUCCAGCUGUGAGAGGUCGUGGGGAGGAGCGGGUUCCCUCGACUCGAUAUCGAAAAGAGCGGUUCGACAAGAAGUCCCGUAUGAUGAGCACGAGACUAUCCGGCACACCCAUGUUGAAUAGUUUGAAAAUCAAACCGUUGUGCCAGACUUUGUCGAACGCUUUUGCGACGUCGAAGAAGAGAGCUCCCGUGUAUAACGGUUUUGGUCGAUUAAGCCCCACAAGAAUGUGCUCCGUGAGGCGGUGCACCUGUUGAACGCAUGAGUGAUUUGUACGGAAUCCGAAUUGUUCAUCGAUGAGAAUGCCCUUGGAUGAGACGAAGUCUCUGAGGCGUUUGUAGAGCAGACGCUCAUACAGUUUGCCUAGAGACAUGAGGAGGCUAAUCGGGCGGUAGCUCGUCGGAUGAUUUUUUGGUUUACCGGGUUUAUGUAUGCCGAUAACGUCCGCUUCUUUCCACACCGCGGGAAAGAUACAGUUCGCCAUAGCGGCAUUGAAAAUAGAUGCCAACAUCACGAUGAGUUGGACGGGUAGAAGUUUAAUAACGCGGUUGGAUAUACCGUCGGAACCGGGAGCCUUGCGAGGACGUAGGUCUUUGAUCAAGUCUUUAACUUCCAUCGGGGUGACGGGUGGUAACGCAUCCGAGGGUGGCAAGGAGACUCUGCGUUCUACCUCACUGUCUACUAAUUCUACAUGAACAGGGUCCACGGAUUGAGUGCUGGGCGUGCACUGGGUUUGCAAUGUAUCGGCCAGCAACUCUGCUUUUUCGUCAUCAUCAAACGCCGCGAGUCGGCCUGAGGGGCCUACGAGGGGGGGCAUAGUUACUACCGUAUCCGAUUUGAGAGUACGAGCUAAGCGGUAGUAAGACCUUUGGGAGGGCGCGAGUCCUUCUAAGAAAUCAGACCAUCUGGCAUCUCGGACUUCGGCGAUGCGAGACUUUACGUCGCGUUGUAGGGCACGCAUUCGAAUACGAUUUUCCGCGGUAGGAUACCUGUCGUAGGCGCGUAUCGAGGCGUUCUUAGCUCUAAGGAGUUCCCUAAUAUCAUCGGACAAUUUGAAGCGGUGAAGGAAAUCCUCCGCUACAACUUGUUUCGAUGAUCUAUCUAAUGUUGAGGUGAUGUGUGACGUUAAGAUGUCUAUGGCUUCAGCGGUAUCCUGAGGAGACGGGGUAGAGUCCGGGUUAAACGGGAGCGAUGGUGGAUCAGAUUCAGCCAGGCUGAUGCCCAGCGUGUGCCAAUCCACCACAGUCCUCGUGACGGGAACGGAGUCGGGAGCGCGACCGAGCUUCAUAACGACGGGACGGUGGUCUGAAUCUAACUCUGAAACUACUUCGAUCGAGUGUAAGCGCAGAGUUACGUUUUUUAAUAACGCUAUGUCGAGUAUAUCCGGGCGAUGCGCGAUAUUUAGCGGGUAGUGAGUCGGGGUUAGCGGAGCGACGAUAUCGAAGGCGAGAUCAUCGACUAACGCGUCAAGCCGCCUGCCAUUCGGGGUUGUGGUGUGUGAGUUCCACCUGAUGUGUUUACAAUUUAGGUCGCCCGCCAGAAUGACAGAGCUCCCCAUGCCGAGCAGUGCCUCGAUAUCACUGCUUAGAACGAUCUUAUCCGGUGGAAGAUAAACGGACGCGAUAACGAUCGGCGCGUGUCCCGUCAGUGAGAUUCGGCACACUGAUGCUUCGAUAUUAGCGAGCGCGGGAGGAUCGAGCGGGACGCAAUGCAGGGCUCUUCUAUAGUAAAUGACGGUACCACCACCACGAGCAGAGAGCCUGUCGUUCCUGACCAUGUUAUAGUUCGCGAUUUUAGGGUCACGGCGCGCGGGCUUAAGUAGGGUCUCCUGCACUAAAAAGAUAUCAAUUUGAUGGUCACGCAAAAAGUCAGAAACCUGAUCACGUUGAUUUGCGAGACCGUAAGCGUUAAAAAAUCCUAUCGUUACGGAUAGGGGCUUUAUUCUACUUAUAUACGCCAUUGAUUACCGGCGGAGUGAGGGGAGGACGUACGUAUUUAAUGACGCGUAUACGUCGGCGUAUUCUUGCACAACGGCGAUAAAGUGUUGUGCAGUGGAGGCAGCGCGAAUGGCGUCGCCCAAAGCGUUAACGCGCUCAAAGUUGAUCGACUGAAAGAAGUCGAUCGCUAAAGCGAGAUUGUCGGACGCGGUCGGAGGGCAAGUCGCGGGAGAGGGACGAGUUGCGGGGGCGGGACGAAUCGCGGAGGAGGGAGUCCCUAAAUCUGUCUGUCCCUAUGUAUGCUUAAAUCUUUAAAAUUACGCUACGGAUUUUGAUUCGUUUUUUUUUAAUAGAUAGUGAUUGAAGAGGAAGGUUUAUCUAUAUAUUAAUACGUGAAGCAAAAACUUUGUAUCCCUUUCUACGAAAAUUGCGCGGACGGAGAAGUAUGAAAUUUUCCACACUUAUAGAGAAUAUAGAGAAGAAGUGCACAAUGCUAAUAUUUUUUUUAAAUAAUGCAUAAAAGAUAAAUUAAAUCAUUAAAGAAAACAUUACACACACUACAUACCAUGUAUUCGACGCACACACGCAUGCAUACUAUUUAUUCUCAAACUUUUGUUCUUGACGUCUGUUGUCAAAUUGAGAAUAGAUUAAAUAUUGUCUUUGUUAGUAUUUUUUAUAUUGUAGUCUUGGCGAAAUUUGUGAUUAUAGAAGUAUAAAAUACAAUCAUAAUAGUGUACAAACUUACAAUUCCAAUUAAUUAUAGUCGAAUUUCGACUACUGCGGGACCUCUAGUAUGUACAAUAACAUCCAUUAAAUAGCGGAGAAAUCAAUAAUAAAUUACAUUUUCCGAAGCGAAACGAGGGCGGGUCGCUAGUUCCAAAUAAAACGUACCUUUAAUUACAAAGAUAAAUGUCUCGUAUUAAGCCUUUCAUCCCUCGAUAUCAAACGUCAUUAUUGGAUUAGUGGAUCAGUUUUGUUGAUUGGCACAAUUAUCGGCAUAUAACGGUUCAAGGUCAUGAACAAACUUAACACCUAACCUUCGAACCUCUAUGUUAUACGCUUAUAAAUGCUCACUUUCUCCAAUCAGAAUUAGCAGCAUAUUAAUGUUUUUGUACUGAUAAUAUUUAGUAGGAUAAAACAAUACCCCUUAGUAUUUAACUCAAAUAAGUAGUUUAAAUGUCGAAUAUAGAAUGUAUAGAUGUAUCAACUGAAUGUAAAGGAAUAUUUUUUAUUACUAACAAAUAAAUAUGUUUUGUGUAUUACAA